AUGCUGUUCACAUGGAUUGGCUCGGAUGGCAUUGACAUCAAAUUCAUGAGAAUCUCAAUGUACACAGCUCCUGCCCUUCUAGCUUUAGCAAUCAACUUUGCGUGCGUAAUUCUGCUUGUGAUUUUCUUAGACGAUGGACUUGAUAGGUUCAAUAGUCCAGAUUCGGACAAUGAUUCAACAUAUAGUAUUGCUGCUGCAGAAGAUUCUGAUUUGGAACGGAACUCUGUAAAAACGGUGAGAAUGGAUGUAAUAGCUGUAAUUGUUUGCAUGUGGACCAGAGCUGCUAGGAUGCUAAUCACCGCUAAUGUAGAAAGCAUUGGCUCGCCUUUUUCGCAAGUGAUGUUCGGUCUGGACAACAAGCAGGUGUUGAACUACAAUGCCAUGAUGCAA
Messenger RNA from Strongylus vulgaris, 390 nucleotides. The record is from the annotation of a GenBank genome assembly. NCBI's taxonomy places the organism in Eukaryota, Metazoa, Nematoda, Chromadorea, Rhabditida, Strongylidae.